UCAACCCGUGGUGCUUCGAAACAGCGUCGAGACCAAAUCAAUGUCGAAAUUCAGCGACUUCGAGAUUUGUUACCCUUGUCGGAAUCGAUUAAGGAUCGGCUGUUUCAGCUUCAAGUCAUGUCGUUGGGAUGCAUCUACAUCCGUAAGCAUCGUUAUCAAAAACACAUCCUGAGAACGAUCGAAGAGAACAGUAUUCCUUUGCCAAAAGGAUUGGAUUCCUGCAAAGCUCUCAGAGGGUUCCUGAUCAUGUUGAACAGAAGUGGCAAGCUGCUGCACGUAUCCGACAAUGCCAGCGAAUACCUUGGACAUUCUAUCGAGGAAAUCAUGUGCCAAGGUGAUUCGAUAUUCGAUUUGGUCGAUCCUAGGGAUCAUCCUACGGUACACAACGAGUUGAAUAGUGGCCCACAACCGACAACUUCAUUUCCUGAAGAACGAGUCUUCCUUUGCCGGCUUAACCUAGCUAGAACUGCCAAACGCCAGUUACAGUAUCACAAAUUCAUUCUUCUGCAGGGACGAUACAUUCAUCCUGCAGAGUAUUUUCAAGCCAUCGCUGGCACGGCGGAAGCGACUCAACCAAUCUUUGCCGCCUAUUGCCAGCCCGUAAUCAAUCCAGAGAAUGCCGAAACGCUUUCCAUGGGAAACACUGAUGUCUUCAGCAGUCAGCAUUUUCUCGAUAUGACAUUCAAGGAAGUCGAUCAUAUGUAA
This is a messenger RNA of Cooperia oncophora, 705 nucleotides long. Lineage: Eukaryota; Metazoa; Nematoda; Chromadorea; Rhabditida; Trichostrongylidae. The record is from the annotation of a GenBank genome assembly.